AUGCACCCCAUCCGGAAAACUCCAAGUCGAGCAGCCUGUCUUGCUUGUCGCGCCCGCAAAAUCCGAUGCGAUGGGCGGAAUCCUUGUAGCAGGUGCUCCCACAAAGGAUUGAACUGUGUCUACCGUCCAAGUCGUCGCGGCGGCUUGCGGCGUGGUGCCGAGUCGGCCCCCUAUCGUCCUGUCGCCCCUCAGCCUUCGCCUCCGAAUCCUAUUCUGUAUCCUGCUGUGGCCCAGCAAAGUUUGCCAAUUCCCACGCAGAGAUUGCCCAUACAAGGUCAAUUAGAGGAACAUUGUGAUUUAACGAAUAUCCUCAACCUUCUUAGUCCUUUCAGCGGCAUUCGGAAUUUGGAUGUGGAUUCGAGAUGUGGUUAUCAUGAGAACGAUAGCUAUGGUCCAGGACCUUUGUAUCUGCGCGCUUAUAUUUCUGAUGAAGACAUAUUCAAUGCCUACUAUAUCCAUAUUCAUCCGUUUCUUUCGAUACUUCAGUCUCCGCUGUCAGAUCAAAUCAGCGAUCGAUCGGCGCCGGUGGAAUUUCCGCACACCAACCUUGAACAUAUCGAAAGAUCCUUCCUGCCACACUGGCCGAAUUCUGCACUCACACUGGCACUGUCUGCUAUUCUGGCAUUAAUACCACUCCCUCAGGACCCAUAUCCAUCCAGUGACUCCAGUAUUCGCUUAAGACGCUCAUUCGCACAGCUACUUGCAGAAACAGCAUUCGGCGAAGUGGAGAAGGAGAUUGAUCGUAUUUCUCAAGAACUCUCGCAUGCAAACGGCCCGAUGAGACAGGGCUUUGAUGCCAGUAGCCUUUCGACUUUAUCUCCCGUCCUAGCUCUUGUCAUGCUCAGUAUCUAUGAGUACUGUCAGAGAGGGAACAUGUCUCGUAUGCGGAGUCGCGCCAACCAGGCCAUCACUGCGGCUAUGGAUUUGGGUCUGCACAAUUCAGGGCCUACGGCGACAGAGUCUCAGCGCCGGGCAUGGUGGAGUGCCAUGUUUGUGCUCUAUCUGUCAUCUGCUGAUCAACAAGUAUCGCCCAUUAUUACACUCGAUGAUCAGAAAAUAACAACCCCUUAUCCUUCAUUCCGCGUCUCUUCAGAGCCAUGGCCAUUAAUCUUACAGGCCGAACAGGCGAUUAUCUGUGUCUCGGAAGCCAUAAACGACUGCGGGGCCCAGUCAACGAUGGCUGUGGCGUCUGUGUCGGAGAAGAUUCUGCAACUAGACUCACAGAUUUCAGCUUUGCUAAGGGACUUGGAUUGUUCGCUACAGCUGGAACUCAGGACGGGCGCCGAUGCACGUGCGAUGCAGGUUAUGCGGAUAGUUGCACGAGUAUUGACCCAUUCAGCCCGUUUGAGACUUCAUCGAUUCCGUGCAUUCAUGGAUAUCCCUCUGUUUCUGAACAAGCAUUGUGAUAUCGCCGCCAUCCAAAGGAGAGACGCAGCCAAUCCGCUUUCUAAACAGAGAUUUGAAUCCGCCUUUCCUUUCACUGAGCAGCAAUCAUCUGUAAUUUGCCUCAAAUCAUCACUUUCUGUAGUGCGCGCCUUUGAAGAUUUGGCGUCUCCGGAUCAGUCACGAUGUCCGAUUGGCGGAACGCCUGUGGCAGAUGCACUUAUCUUACCGUUCUUUAUGUGCGGAGCCAUGCAAGGCUCUUACGUCCUGCUCAUGACACACUACCGACUCCGUGCAGCACUGCUCUCCGAUCAGGUCUCGAUUUAUCACCACCUUCUUCACCAGCCAGAACCGGCAUCGGAGAUCCAAGAUGCGGAGAGAUUGUUGCGGGAGCUGCGCCAGGGAAUUGAGUCAAUACUUGGGUCCGUGAGAUUGACGACCAUGUUUGAAGGAGUCGGUGGGAUGAGUCAUGAGAUCCAGGCUGCAUAUCAAGCUGCCUUUUCAACGGUCAUUUUGUAAGAAUUCGCGGCAUCAGGGCGGCCUUUGAUGUGGGUCUAUAUGCUGUCAGCCAAUGAGAAAGCUGAAUUACUACUCGAGCGGCGUUUGGCACAGCAAUCACCGCGUCCACUGACUCUCAGGAUCUAUGCACAUAUACUACGUGAAUCGUCCUCAAAGUCAAUCUAAUCCAGUCUCUUAAUUGCAAUCAUCUACUCUCUUUUGCAUCAAUUAAAUCAAACUCAAGCCUCCAUAGCCUAACCGGCUCCAUGACAUCUCAACCCCCCGACAUGGCAGCCGCCGAAACCCUAGCAGAAGCCCUUCCCACCAUGGCUCUAGCCACCAAAUCCAUCCACGCAGACGAUUGCUUCAGCGCGCACCGCGCCAUCGCUCCAGCAAUGCAUGUGGC
Molecule: messenger RNA, 2287 nt
Organism: Aspergillus sclerotioniger CBS 115572
Lineage: Eukaryota; Fungi; Ascomycota; Eurotiomycetes; Eurotiales; Aspergillaceae
Product: Zn(II)2Cys6 transcription factor
Exons: 8
Coding region: 1-1902 (633 amino acids)
Biological process (GO): regulation of DNA-templated transcription
Molecular function (GO): DNA-binding transcription factor activity, RNA polymerase II-specific; zinc ion binding
Source: RefSeq, a predicted model, not a curated record